CUUUAGAAAAUGAUCCAUCACUGUUUGUGGGCUACAGGUAGUGUUUGUUUUUUUUUUGACUGAGGGUUAUUAGUACCCCCUCAUUGCCCAAAGACACGCCCACCUAAGCCCCCCUCUGACUACCGAGGCAAAUAUGGUCGGGUGCACCAGAGUACAGGGACCCCCUCCCUCGUCUGAUCCGCUCCUGACGCACAUUAACCUUUAUACGUUAUGUGACUACGCGGAUAGAGGUUGAGUAUCAGAAACUUCGGAGGAAAAACAGAAGUUGUGGAUAUUAUCGUCCACCAUGGCUUCCACGCCCUCCGCCUCUGCCCUGUCUGCUGUUCUCCGGUGUCGGGGAAAUAUCUGGACCAGGAAUCCGCCGACCAAGCGGCCUGCCACCUCUGCGUACAGCCUCAGCGGGUCACCGGCUGAGCGUGCCCGGUCAAACCAGGCGACAGCGUGGGAGGCUUUCCUGCAAGGAGACCGCGUCCUGGUGGGAAGAAGAUUGGCUGUUGCGUACGAGUCGCCCCGAUGGGAUGGUAGAGUGUUGAGAGAAAAACACUGCAGGGAAAACAACAACUUAUGUCACCAGAAACUUUCGCAAUCUGCAGGGGACGCGCGCUCGGCUGCGCCUGGUGUCCAAAACGCGCUGGUGCGUCAGCUGGUACGCAGACUGACUGGAAGAGACAAAUGCUCUCAAAUUAUCCAAAAAAUUAAACACGAAACAGGUGCUACACACAUCUGUAAAAUAGUAUUUGGUCAGGAGACCAGUGAAGUCCCAGCUGGCGUUUUGAAAGUGUCCCUAACGUCCUCGUGUUUAGCGGGAAAGGCAGGAGAAAAACCGUCCUACGUGUUACCUGGUUGGUCAACACUGAGGAGCACCUGCGUGUCUCUGACCGCUCUGGUGUCAGAGCUGAUGUUGCAGAAGCUGGUGGAGCUGUGGAGGUCCUGCAGCAGCCCUGAUGAUGCGCCACAGCAUCAAGACACGACAGACAAUGUCCUGAAGGCAAAUCGACAAAUCCACAGGCCCACCGACCUCAGCUCCGCCAAGGAAAACUCUGGACAAAUGAUCCCAAAGGACAGACCUGACUGAGAGUCCAAGGCCUCAGCACUAAAAAUAAACACUGUGAUCUAACCUUAUUUAUUGACUUUACUUGGAUUUCACAAUACACAAUGCACGCUGGACUUCAGCCUGGUGACACAAGAAAACAAGUGGUUGUCUGUAGAGUUUUUUUUUUUUUUUUGCUUUGAUGAAAAGUAAG
Plectropomus leopardus (leopard coralgrouper) is the source of this 1244-nucleotide messenger RNA. RefSeq lists its product as uncharacterized. The record is from RefSeq and is a predicted model, not a curated record. NCBI's taxonomy places the organism in Eukaryota, Metazoa, Chordata, Actinopteri, Perciformes, Serranidae.